AUGACGAAGAUCAACAAGGAACUGGCCUCUUCGCGCCGGAAGUCGCGCAAGGCCCAUUUCGGCGCUUCCUCUGGCGAGCGACGAGUUAUCAUGAGUGCCCCAUUGAGCAAGGAAUUGAGAGAAAAGCACAAUGUGCGCUCAAUACCCAUCCGCAAGGACGACGAGGUCACCAUUGUCCGCGGUACCAACAAGGGCCGUGAGGGCAAGAUCACCAGCGUCUACCGCCUCAAGUACGUUGUCCACGUCGAGCGUGUCACCCGCGAGAAGUCCAACGGCCAGAGCGUCCCGAUCGGCAUCCACCCCUCCAAAGUCGUCAUCACCAAACUCAAGCUGGAUAAGGACCGUGAGACCAUCUUGGACCGCAUGGGCAAGGGAAGAGAGGCCAGAGCGAAGGCUACAUCCGCAUAA
Molecule: messenger RNA, 408 nt
Organism: Uncinocarpus reesii 1704
Lineage: Eukaryota; Fungi; Ascomycota; Eurotiomycetes; Onygenales; Onygenaceae
Product: 60S ribosomal protein L26-1
Exons: 3
Coding region: 1-408 (135 amino acids)
Biological process (GO): ribosomal large subunit biogenesis; cytoplasmic translation
Cellular component (GO): cytosolic large ribosomal subunit; ribosome
Molecular function (GO): RNA binding; structural constituent of ribosome
Source: RefSeq, a predicted model, not a curated record